Messenger RNA from Caenorhabditis angaria, 11597 nucleotides. The record is from the annotation of a GenBank genome assembly. NCBI's taxonomy places the organism in Eukaryota, Metazoa, Nematoda, Chromadorea, Rhabditida, Rhabditidae.
AUGGCGCAAGCUGCGCAACUACUUUUCGACGAAAACGGGCAACCGUUUAUCGUGAUGCGAGAACAAGAAAACCAGAAGCGUAUAACUGGUGUGGAAGCGGUGAAAAGUCAUAUUUUGGCUGCCAGAGCCGUUGCCAACACUUUGAAAACAUCGCUUGGACCAAGAGGAUUGGAUAAGAUGCUUGUGAGUUUGCUGAAAUCUAUGGAAAUGAAAAAAUUCGAGAUUUUCAUUGAAAAAUUGGCUAGAAAAUCGAAUUUAGACACCAGGAGCUGGAUUUUUGAUAAAAAUCGCAGUUUUGCCUCUGAAUUCUGGUAAUUUCAGUGUUUUCCAUUUGCAUUUUUGAACAAUUUUUAUGAAAAAUUCGACAAAAAUUGAUAGGAAUCUGAAAUUUUCAGUGUUUUUGCUCAAAUUAUUGAUUUUUGAGCUCUAGAAAUCAUAUAAUUAUCUACUGGAGCUCACAAAUCAAACAUUAGAGCAAAAACACUGAAAGUUUCAGAUUUCUAUCAAUUUUUGUCGAAUUUUUCAUAAAAAUUGGGUAAACUUCAACUAGAGUCAGUGAAAAACACUGAAGUUUUCAAAAUUCAGAGCUUCUGGUGUCUAAAUUCGAUUUUCUAGCCAAUUUUUCAAUGAAAAUCUCGAAUUUUGGGUUAUUUCAUGUGAAAACUGCAAUUUUCAUUAAAAACCAGGUUUCUUGACUCAAAAUAGCGCAUUUUUAGCGAAAAUUCCCCUAGAAUCAUGAUUUUCCCUCCAAAAAUCACCGCAAAUUUAAUUUCAGGUCUCUCCAGAUGGUGAAGUGACCAUUACAAAUGAUGGUGCCACAAUUAUGGAAAAAAUGGACGUUCAACACCAUGUUGCCAAAUUGAUGGUCGAAUUGUCGAAAUCGCAAGAUCACGAGAUUGGAGAUGGAACAACUGGAGUUGUUGGUGCGUUUUGGGAUGGAAAUGGGGAAUUUUGGCUGAAAUAUAGCUGGAAAUGAUGAUUAUUGGGUGAAAAAUCAUCGAAAAUACUGAUUUUUGAACUAUAAAUGGUCAAAAAUGCUAGUUUUUGGCUGAAAAUCUGGAAUUUUCUCAAGUUCUGGGACCUGAAUUUGAGAAAUUUCUGAAUUUUUCAUCCGAAAAUAGUCUACAAGUCCGAAAAAUGGACAAAACUGUCAGAAAAUGACCCCAGAAUUCAUAUUAUGGCCUAGAAAUCCCGUUUUCCACAUUUUCCUUAUCUUUUUUCCCUCCCAAGUCCAGUCGUUUUUUCCUCACUCCGUUUCCCGUCAUUUUUUCGUCACCCACCCUCUUUUUUCUCGUUUUUCGUUUUUUUUGCUACAAAAAUCAUCUAAGACAAGACGAAGAACCCCAAGUGUGUUUAUAUUUGUAUUUGUUCAGUUUAUGACGUGGUUUCUUCGUUCUUUAUCAAGAAAACGAGAGCAAGCAGGACUUUUUUGCUCUUUUCGUUUUACGGCCAUUUUUUGGACGGUUUAUUGAUCUUUUCGUUUUUGGAGAUUGAAAAUUCCGGUGAUUUUUGAGCUGGAAAAUUGGGAUUUUCAAGGGUUUUCAGGAAUAUUCACUGAAAAGUACGAUUUUUAGGCUGUAAAUCCGAAAUUUCAACUCAAACUUGAGCUGGAACUCAAAUAUCUCGAUUUUUCAACAAAUACUCAUAAAAAUGUGUACAUUGUUUGAUCAGUCGUCAAAUUUUUUGAUGAAAAAUGUUUUGUUUUCGAUUCCUCCCCAAAAAUCAACAAAUAUACGUCAUUUUUUGCCAUUUCUCCUGAAAAUUCGGCUUUUCCUCGCUUUUUUUUGAUUAUGACGUCAAUCGAUAACUUUUUGGGGUUAUCACGAAAAAUGCAUGAUUUUUCCAAAAAUUUUGUGAAAAAAUGCACAUCACCCUAUUUUUUGGGUUAUUUUUUGUGAUAAGAAUGACUUUUGUACGAAGGGGUUUUGUUUGAACAAGUCUUGUGAGGUUCUUUGAGUUUUUGACUAUUUGCACUAUGUAUUAGAAGCGAAUUGUCUGAAAAUUUGUUAAUUUCAGCCGAAAUUACCCGAAGAUGAGUUUUUCCCAGAUUUUUGAUAAAAAUCUGGCUUUUUGAAGGUUUUGGCUGAAAAUUUAGGAUUUUCAGCCAAAAUUACUAUUGACUAUGUUUUUUCCAAGAUUUUUGAGAAAAAUCUGGUAUUUCUGAUGGUCCCGGCUGAAAAUUUGAAUUUUCCAUGAAAUUGUGAAGGUUUAAAUUUCCAGCCUUGAUUGCUGGCUGAAAAUUUGAGAAAAACAUGGAUUUCUCAUGAAAUUUUGAAGUUUCUAACUCCUAGCUAUGAAUUAUACCUGAAAAUUUUCAGAAAAUCUGAUUUUCCCCCUGAAAAAUUCAAAUUUUGUACACAUAUUUACACAAUUUUCACAUAUUUCCCUCACACUACAAAAAGAGCUCCAAAAAUUGCGUUUUUCUGCUCAAAAAACACUUUUUCCUGCUUCUAAUCCCCCCUAUUUUCUAGUCACAUGAUAUCUCAUUUUUUUCGAAAAAAAAAAAGAAUUUUCGGAUAUUUAAUUCAUAAUAAUUAUUAUUUGUGUUUCGCACAUUUUUUGAGCGCAAAAAAAAAAUUUGCGCGGAAAUUUUUUAUGUUUCUUCUCGGCCCCGCCGGAGAAUGGAGAAGAGAUAAUUAAAUUUUCCUUCUCAGUGAGCAUUUUUUUGUGUUGCUCAACUAAAGUGGAGCAGAAACUAGGAAAUUAAUAAGCGGCUCAAAGUUCUUGAGCCAAUUUAUUUGUAUUUUUGCUAUUUUCAGUGGAAAGUUGGGAUUUUUGAACCUUGGAAACUGAAAAAUUCCGAAAUUUUGAGCUGAAAUUCAGGUCUUGUCCUGAUUUUGGCUAGAAUCCCAAUUUUCGACCCAAAAAAUCGAUUUUUAAUGAAAAAAUCGUGUUUCCCGAUUGAAUUUCCGCCCAAAUUAGCCGAAAAAAUCGAAAUCGACUCCCAUAAAUCGAAAAAAACGCAACUAAUCGUCUUUUUUUUCGUACAAGGUCAUUCGGUUUCAAUUUUUUCUAUAUUUGGAAAGAAUUCGUCAUAAUCCUGUGCAAAAUGGCAAUUUUUAGGGUUUUUGUACGAAAAAUUGCGAAACUUUCUAUCAGAAACCGAGAAAAUCGCUUUUUUCACCCCAAAACACAUUUUUGGGCCCAAUUUUCCGAAAAAUUGCGAAAUUUUGUUGUUUUGAGCCCGCAGUUGACUCAAUUCUUCUCGUUUUGCUCAUUUUUUGUUUCCCCAACACGAUAAAAUUGCGAAAAAGUAGAAUAGACCGAAUUUGUUAUUGAUGAAUUACCUCAAUUUGCACUCUAUUCAUGUUUCUUUCAAUUUCUCAUUUUUUGAAUAGAAACUGGAUUAGAAAUUGUGAGUCAGCUGAAAAUUAGAUUAGAUUAGAAGAAUUAUCAGCUUUUUCGCGCACCUGAGAAGAAAAUGUCAUUUUUUGGGGGGAACAGGUGAAAAUUUGAGCUAUUUUUGACCGGAUUCGAGGAUUUUUGAUUGAAUCCGGAAAUUCUAGAAAUUCUGACCAAAAAUCUGGAAAAUUAGGCUAGGAGACCACAAAUGCAAUCCAAUUUUUACCAAGACAUUCUGGAUCUGUGCUGAAAAUCUAGAGUUCCAGUUCAAUUUUGCUCGAAAUUCCCAGGUGGAAUUGUCUGGAAAGCUGAAAAUUUUAUAAUUUCAUCGAAAAUCGAUUCUGGAACUGGAAAAUUUCAACCAGAAUUCAGUUUUUCAUGAAAUUUUGAGCUGAAGUUGUGCUGAAAAUCCCGAAAAUGCACAUAAAUUCGAGAAUUUAUCGCUUUUUUCUUUUGAAAUAUCGAAAUCCCCAAGAUUAACAUUAGAAAAUCGAGAAUUUCCAUAAAAAAUGUGAUAAAAUCUCCCAGAUUAUCAAUUUUUCUCAAAUUUCUGGUGAUAAUCCCUUCUUUUCCCCCGUCUAAAGUACUUUUUCCCACUUUUUUCGCAUCUAAUUUGUGCCACUGAAAAGAAGUCUUAUAUAUAUUCAUUAAAAUGUAUGACUAGUGCCCCUUUUUUUCUGUGCCAGCUUAUUCUUUUUUUAUUUUAUGUUUUUUUUUUGCUUCUAGUUGUUUUCUACUUCUUUUUUUUUCGCUCGCUUUUCUCUACGCACUCCUUUUCUAUCGAUCUUUUCCUUUUUUCGAAGCAGAAAAUGGAGAAAAAGAGCAUUUCUCCCUCUUUCCACCUUCAGCUCUUUUUUUUGCGCUUGUUUCACUUGCUUUUUGAGCCAGGUUUUCUUUGCUGGUUGAAUAGUGCAAGUUUGGAGGCUGCCAGGCAGGAAAUGUGCUAAUUGAAGGCGGUUUGAGGUUUGGAGCGACUGAAAAUUGAUUUUUCUGGAAUUUUAUCAUCGAAAAUUGCUCCUGGAAGUCAUUUUCGAUGGAUUUUUCGUGUUUCUUGGCUAAAAAUUGAUCUAGAUUUGAUUUUGGAACCGAUUCUUGGCUAUUUUCAUCUGUAAACAUCUUUUUCACUGAAUUUUUCGUUUCUUGCUGCAUUUGGUUGGUCAAAAUCGAGAUGGAAACGAUUUUUCUCGACUUUUCAGCUUUUUCUAACUAAAAAAUUGAUCAAUUUCCGGUUCUGACUGAUAAAAAUUGAGUUGCACUGCUUUUCCCCGUUUUUUCCUCGAAUUUUUAUGGAAUUUCAAGUUUUCCGGAUCAAAAUUGGAUUCUAGAUCAAUUUUCCACCAUUUUUCGCUCAAGACCAUGUUUUCGUGAUUUUUAGCUAAUUUUUAGUUCGAAAUCACGAGUUUCCACCAAAAACCUGUUUUCCCUCAAAUUUCUGACCAAAAAUCAGAAAAAUGUUGUUGAUUAGAUUUUUCGAGAAAGUUAAACCUAUAAUUUUUGUCACCAAGCGUUUUUUGGCUGAAAAGUACAUUUUCAGCCUUGUCAAUUUGAAUUAGCUUUUCCUAUCUCUUCUCGCUGAAAAAGCUGUCAGGUCAUCGUUUUUUUUCAGUAAACAGUUGUUCUUCUGAAAUUUUCAGCCCCCUAGGAAAAAUCGAUUUUUUUUUCGUGCGCUCGAAAAAUGCACCUGCUCCAAAACUCUACUUAAAAAUUAAUCGCGUUUUCCUUUUUUUUCCAAUUUUGCCUAAAAUGUUUCGUUUUUUUUUUUGCCUCGUCACACAGAAAAUGUCUCGAAUUUCUCCCAUUGACACAAUGCCAAAAACAUUUUUUUUUGCCUCCGUUUUUUUUUUGAACAGAGAGCAUCUCGCUUUUUGUUUCUUCUUCUUCGUCGCGUUUUUUAUUGUUUGGUUUUACGUCACUGGCGAUUUUGUUUCGGGAGCGAAAAGGUGAAUGUGUAUUUUGAUGGAGGCGUUUUGUUUUUGGCUGGAAAUUGGACGAUUUUUGAUCUGGGAAGCUGAAAAUUUGAGUAUGGAACUGUGUCUGAUGUGGAAAAUUCGGUUUUUGACCAGAAAAUCUGUCUUUUCGUUCUGAUAUUGACUAGAAAGCUGAAUAUCAGGUUUUUAGACUUGAAAUUCGAAGUUCUCAUAAAAUUUUGGGCCUCGAACUCAUUUUUAACCAACCUAUGAGAAUUUUUAGUGGAAAAUUAGGUUUUGAAGCUAAAAAUGGUUCAUUUUUCUUGAAAUUUAGGUUUUGACACGACUUUCUGAGCUUAAAUGGUCUCGGAAGCUGAAAAUUGUGUUUUUCGUCUAGAAAUGGGAAAUUUUGUUUGGUUCUCUGACGAAAAAUGGUAUUUGCAACCUUGGGAAUUUGGAAAUUUUGCUCAAAAUUCAUUUUUUGACACAAAUUUUCAGCAAUCCCGGCUGAAAAUUAGGGUUUCUAGCUCAAUGGAACUUGAAAAUGUGGGAAUUUUCACCUGAAAUAGUCUAAGUCUGAAAGUGAAAAAUCCAGUUUUCAAAUUUGUCUGAAAAUCCAUCUGAAACCAUGUUUUGGCUGAAAUUCCAGCACUCUUCUGCUAUUUGUCUCUUUUUUCUUCUUCCUCUUGUUUUUUGUUUCGAUUUGUUUUGUUAUUGUGUUUUUUAGCUGUCUUUUUUCUCUAAUUUCUCUCCCAUUUUUCGUCUUUUUUUCCGCAAAAUUUCAAGUUUCUAUUCUAUUCUUCUUCUUGUUUUUUCCCCUUGUUUUUUGACCGAAAAUUGCCGUUUUUUAUCAUUUUGUGUACAUUUCCCUUCAUUUACACCAAAACACAUAAUUUUGUUGUUUUUUUUCUGAAGUUUGUCACGAAAUUUUGCGAUUUUUCACCUGGAAUUUGCCACGAUUCAUCCUGAGACUUUGGCUAAGUCCAAGACCUGAAAAACUUGCCAAAAACAAGAUUUUUAAUGUCUCUUUUUGUUCUUAUCUUGUCUUCUGAAGAGAAUUGUUCGAUUUUCCCCCCGGUUUUAUCUGAUUUUUUUCCCCUCGAGCGAAAAAAUUGGGCCUUUUUUCGGUUUUUGAGGUGAAAUUGAGGUUUUUGGAGCGUGAAAAUUGGUCUAGGUUGGGAAAUUUGAGGAUUUUUGGUCUCUAGGAGGUUUUUGAGCUCUUUUGGAUGAAAUUAGGCUUCUGUGAGACCUGGAAUUAAUUUUAGCUGGAAAUUUCGGAUAUUUCAGCUGAUUUCGGGGAAAUUUUGAGUUCCGGACUUUUUUUUAUCAGAAAAAUCUGAAAAUUUGACGUUUUCUGAAAUUUUUGGCUAAAAUUAGGCUUCUAGUAGUCUCUUUGAGCCAAAAUUCGAGAUUUUUUGGCUGAAAGACGAUUUUUGGGACGAAAAAUUAAUAUUUUUGCAAAAUUUCCAGCUUUUAGGCUAUUUUGAAGCUGAAAGUCUCCAAUUUCUUCCCGAAAAUCUCUAUUUUCUCUGCGUCUCUCACUAUCUCUCACUCUCUCACCUAUAUAUGCAUAAUUUUUUGAUCUCUUGAUCAAUCAAUAGAAUACAAGUGUUGUGCCUGUCUGGCAUCCUGUUGCCUGUCUAUUUCUCUGCGUCUCUCAUUUCUCCACACUCUCUCGCUCGUUCUAGUUUUUCUUGGUGUAUUAUGUAAUAGCAGAUGGUGUAGCGUUUUUUUUUGUGGUAAUUUUGCUGUGUUGGGAACUUUUAUUGUGGGAAAUUUGGAAUUUCAGCCCCACCCCCAAAAUUUUCCAAUUUCUAUGCUGAAAAUCUGAAAUUUUCCCGAAUUUUAGAUUUUCAGCCCCGGAAAUCCGAUUAUUCAUCUAUUUUUCCUCUCAAAUAAAUCCCUCCGAAAUUUUCUUAUUUUUUUCUCCGAUUUUUUUUCGCCCCCCCCCCCCGAAAAAUGCCCUUUUUGUAGCUAUACUAGGCUUAAGGCUAUGAAAAAUCGGAUUAAUUUUCUUACUGUACGAAAAUCUCCCAAAAAAUCGGAUUUUUCACGAAUUUCCAUUUCCGAAACCCUCAAAAUUAUGGAUUUUUCUCAAAAUUUGACUCAAAAAUCGCAUUUCCCCACCCGAAACCCUCAAAAUUAUCGAUUUUUUGCAGUUCUUGCUGGAGCUCUCUUGGAAGAAGCCGAAAAAUUGAUUGAUCGUGGAAUUCACCCGAUCAAGAUUGCCGAUGGAUUCGAUUUGGCGUGCAAAAAAGCCCUGGAGACUUUGGACUCGAUUUCCGACCGUUUCCCUGUUGAAAAUCGCGAACGAUUGGUUGAGACUGCGCAAACUAGUUUGGGAAGUAAAAUGUAAGUUGUUUGGAGCAUUUUGAGCCAAAAUUCAUGAAAUUUAAGCCGAGAAACUUGAAAAAUUGUGAAAAAUUAUGAAUUUUGACCCAAAAAUUGUAAAAAUCACGAAAUUUCGCGAUUUGUGACCUAAUGUUGAUAAAUUCGCUUUUUCUUAUCAUUUUCAGAUUUUUCUGAAAUUCCAGGCUCCGCCCACUUUUUUCCAGCUUUUUUUUCAUUUUCUCGAAAAAUAAUUCCCAUUUCUUUUAUCUCUUUGAGAAAAUCUCGGCUUAUUUUUCCUUCUUUUUUUUUUGAAAAAAAGGAACAUUUUUUAUCAAGAUGAUCUAGAUGAUUUUUUUGGCUUGACACGUGGAUUCUUGGGCCUAGACAACCUUGAAAAAUUGGUGGUUUUGGGGUGAAAAUGACCCUAAAAUUGAGUUGGUAGGGCCUUAUAUAGCCUAGAGUUAGGCCUGAAAGUAGGCUAAAAACUUGCCUAGAACGUGGCCUAUAAAAAGCCUAAAAGGCCUGUAAUAGUAUUAAACCAGGUUUAUUUGGUAGCUUAAGUUAGGGCCUAAAAUGACACAGAAAUAGCUCUUAUAAUAGCCUAAAACUAGGCCUAGUUUCAGCCUGAGAGUACCUCAAAACAGGCCUUGAAAUAAGCCUAAAAUAGUCCUGAACCAUACUCAUUUGGUACCUAUAAAUUUACCUAAGCCUUAUCUACCUUAAAAUGUGUCUAAAAUACCUUAGGAUUACCCAAAACCCAUGAUUUCUACCUUAAAAUGACACUAAUUGCAUCUCUUAUCAAUAUAUUUGCAGCGUCAACCGUGCUCUUCGUCAAUUUGCCGAAAUCGCAGUCGACGCCGUGUUGUCGGUGGCCGAUUUGGAGACAAAAGAUGUCAAUUUUGAGAUGAUCAAAAUGGAGGGAAAAGUUGGCGGAAGAUUGGAGGAUUCGAUUUUGGUGAAAGGAAUUGUUAUCGACAAGACGAUGUCACAUCCACAAAUGGUUAAGGAGAUUAAAAAUGCGAAGGUGAGGAUUUUUGGGGCUGGAAAUGGGGUAAAAUUUGACCCUAGAACCUUAAAUUCAUCAUUUUCACGUUAAAAACACGCUAAACCCUGGAAUUUGGGUGAAAAUUGACCUUAGAACCUUAAUUUUACCCUAAAGUUAUCUUAACUUUAUUAUUCCUCAUUUUGUUACCUUAAAAAUGCCCUAUUUCUUAUCACAAAACUAAUAACUAAUAAUAAAAUAGUAUAAGUUGGUAAAUAAUCCCAAAAGUGAUUAUUUUUUGCUAUGGAAGCGCACUUUUUCUCUUUUUUGUUUGUAGUUCUAUUUGCUCUAUUUUUACCUCCAAAAAUGGAGUACUGUACCUUUUUUCCGUCAAAAAAUGCUCUUUUUGGCUAAAAAUCAUCCCAGAAACACACUUUUGGCAGGAAAUUGGAAGGAUUUCCGGCUUUUUCUGGGUUUGACUAGGGAAAAUUUGAUUUUGGUAAGUGUAGAUCAAAAUUUUGGCACCAAAAACAGCCACGUGGCAAAUUUUUGAGAUUUUCUAAUUUCUAUUUUUUUUGGUUAAAACAUGCCACGUGGCAAAUUUUCAACCAAAAAUUGUCGAAAAAUGUCAUUUUUCCAUCAAUAGUCCAGAAACUGAUGCCACGUGGCAAAAAUUUUUGAAAAUAAUUUGAAAAUUCCGAAUUUACACUUCAAAAUGCAAAAAUUUUCAAGAAAAAUCACCGAAAAAUGCCAUUUUCCCCUAAUUUUCAAAUUUUUUCCAAAAAACUUGUGAAUUAACCACAUCUCCACCAAGCCGUUGCUGGCCAGAGUACAAAUUUUGGAAAAAUCUGAAUUUCAGAUUUUAGAGGACAAAAAUUGAAAAAUUCACAAUUUUUAGAGCACAAAAACUGAAAAAUUCACAAUUUUUGUACUGUAAAAAGUUAGCGUACAACUUUUUUUAUGGUGGAAACCACGAUUUUGGCCGAGUUGUGGAAUUAAUUUCAGAUCACAAAAAUCUCUCACAAAAUAUUUUUUUGCAGAUCGCAAUCCUCACCUGUCCAUUCGAGCCACCAAAGCCAAAAACCAAGCAUAAGCUCGAUGUUACCUCCACCGAAGAUUUCGCCGCUCUCCGACAAUACGAAAAGGAGACAUUCGAGACGAUGAUUCGACAAGUCAAAGAAUCCGGAGCCACUUUGGCAAUCUGUCAAUGGGGUUUCGAUGAUGAGGCGAAUCAUUUGUUGCAGGCCAAUGAUUUGCCAGCUGUCAGAUGGGUUGGAGGACCGGAAAUUGAAUUGCUAGCAAUUGCGACAAAUUCGAGAAUUGUUCCGAGAUUUGCUGAACUCAAUGAGAAGAAAUUGGGAAGUGCUGGAUUGGUCAGAGAGAUCACUUUUGGAACUGCCAAAGAUCGAAUGUUGUCGAUUGAACAAUGCCCGAAUAAUAAGGCGAUUACGGUGUUUGUGCGAGGUGGCAAUAAAAUGGUAUGUUUUUCGGGGUGAAAAUUGGAAAAUUGUGAAUUUUGACCUAGAAUUAUUGAAAAUUGUGAAAUUUGGAGCAUUUUGAGCCCGAAAAUCGAUAAUUUAUGUUUUGAAAAGCCCUGAAAAUCUAUUUCGGACCGAAAAUUGUGAAUUUUGAGCCUAUAAAGCCUACAAAUUGAAUAUUUAUGGUAUUGUUGAGCUCUGAAGUUUUAAAAAACCUCCAGAACUCAUUUUGGAUCGGGAACUCGAUUUUCAACCUGAAAUUGAGAUUCUGGAUAGUUUUCGGACGAAAUUGCGAAAUUUGGAGCAUUUUGAGCUCGAAAAUUGUGAAGUUUGAGGAUUUUGUGCUCGAAAAUUGUGAAGUUUGAUGAAUUUUGAGCCUAUAAAGCCUACAAAUUGAAAAUUGAUGAUAUUGUUGAGCUCAGAACUCAUUUUUGGAUCAAAAUUGUGAAAAAUACAAUUUUUUGAGCCUUGGGGGCCUCUAGAACCCAUAUUGAACCGAAAUUCUGAAAAUUUGGAGCAUUUUGAGCUCGAAAUGUGAUUUUUCAGCCAAAAAUCAUGCAAUUUCCUCUUUUUCCCUAGAAAAACGAAUAGUUUUGGGCCACAUAAAUCUCUCAUCUGUCACCCUUGGCAAUUCACAUUAUUUUUCGCAUCUUUGAGCCAGAAAAUGGAGAUUUUGAGCAUUUUUCAGCGAUUUUUGACUGAAAAAUUCGAAAAAUCUUGAAUUUUUCAUUGAAAACCUCAAAAAAUGAGCUAUUUUCAGAUCAUUGAUGAAGCGAAACGUGCUCUUCACGACGCACUCUGCGUCAUUCGCAAUCUCGUUCGCGACUCGCGCAUCAUUUACGGAGGCGGUUCCGCCGAACUCGCCGCCGCCAUUCAAGUCGCCAAAGAAGCCGAUAAAAUCGACGGAAUUGAACAAUACGCGUUCCGCGCGUUUGCCGACGCUUUGGAAUCGAUUCCGAUGGCUUUGGCUGAGAAUUCGGGAUUGUCGCCGAUCGAUGCGUUGUCGGAUUUGAAGGUGCGUGAAAUUUGGAGCAUUUUGAGCCAAAAAUGAUGAAAUUUGGAGCAUUUUGAGCCAAAAAAUUGUGCAAUUUGACCUGAAAUUGAUCAAGAAUGAGCAAUUUUUGAGUUUUCCACGUCAUAACUCACAUUUUUUGCAGGCCAAACAAAUUGAAACCGGAAACUCGUUCCUUGGAAUCGAUGCACUCUAUACUGGAACCAAUGAUAUGAAAGAGCAAAAAGUGAUUGAGACAUUGUUGAGCAAACGGGAACAGAUCUCAUUGGCAACACAGGUACGCUUUUUUGAGCCAAAUUUUUGGAUUUCUGGUGAAAAAUGAGCCCGGAAAAGUGAAUUUUGAGUCAAAAAUCGAAUUCUCCGUGAAAAUCUGAAGAUUCUGAUGUAAAAUUUGACCUAAAAUCAAAAAAUUGAUCAUUUUCAGCCAAAUUCGGCCUGAAAAUCGUAUUUUUCAACCAAAAAUCCAAUUUUUGCAGGUUGUUCGUAUGAUUCUCAAAAUCGAUGAUGUUCGUGUUCCAGACGAUGAAAAAAUGGGAGGAUAUUAA